Molecule: messenger RNA, 5663 nt
Organism: Erinaceus europaeus (western European hedgehog)
Lineage: Eukaryota; Metazoa; Chordata; Mammalia; Eulipotyphla; Erinaceidae
Gene: LAMB2
Product: laminin subunit beta 2
Exons: 32
Coding region: 149-5557 (1802 amino acids)
Biological process (GO): cell migration; basement membrane assembly; substrate adhesion-dependent cell spreading
Cellular component (GO): laminin trimer
Molecular function (GO): integrin binding; extracellular matrix structural constituent
Source: RefSeq, a predicted model, not a curated record
UAGUGAAGGGACAUUGUACUGAGAGAACCCGCUGAGGGAUUAGCCAGACAUUGUACUGAGAGGACCCGGGCAGGGGGCCGGUGGGCACAGGCCCCAGGCUUCACAUCUGCAUCCCCCCAUAUCCCUCCCGAUUGCUCCUCUCCUCAGGAUGGAGCAAACUUUAGGGGAAGCAGGGAGGCACCGGUGGGCACAACCUGCGUCUUGGGAACUUCAGCUGGGCCUGCUGCUGAGCGUGCUAGCCACCACCUUGGCCCAGGCCCUGGCUCCGGAUAUGGAUGUACCAGGCUGUUCCCGGGGAAGCUGCUACCCAGCUACGGGGGACUUGCUGGUGGGCCGAGCUGACAGACUGACGGCCUCAUCCACCUGUGGCUUGCGGGGGCCUCAGCCCUAUUGCAUCGUCAGUCACCUGCAGGAUGAGAAGAAGUGCUUCCUCUGUGAUUCCCGUCACCCCUUCUCUGCUCGAGAGAACCCGAACAGCCAUCGCAUCCAGAAUGUAGUCACCAGCUUUGCACCCCAGCGCCGGACAGCCUGGUGGCAGUCGGAGAAUGGUGUCCCCUUGGUCACCAUCCAGCUGGACUUGGAAGCUGAGUUCCACUUCACACACCUCAUUAUGACCUUCAAGACUUUUCGCCCUGCUGCUAUGCUGGUGGAGCGCUCAUCGGACUUUGGCCGCACCUGGCAUGUGUACCGUUAUUUCUCCUAUGACUGUGCAGCUGACUACCCAGGGAUUCCACUGGCGCCCCCACGGCACUGGGAUGACAUUGUGUGUGAGUCGCGUUACUCAGAGAUCGAGCCAUCCACAGAAGGCGAGGUUAUCUAUCGUGUGCUGGACCCUGCCAUCCCUAUCCCAGACCCCUACAGCCCACGGAUACAAAAUCUACUGAAGAUCACCAACCUGCGGGUGAACCUGACACGGCUGCACACACUGGGGGACAACUUGCUCGACCCACGGCGAGAGAUCCGGGAGAAGUACUACUAUGCCCUCUAUGAACUGGUUGUCCGUGGAAACUGUUUCUGCUAUGGACACGCCUCACAGUGUGCACCCGCCCCGGGAGCACCAGCUCAUGCUGAGGGCAUGGUUCAUGGCGCCUGCGUCUGCAAACACAACACUCGUGGGCUCAACUGUGAGCAGUGUCAGGAUUUCUACCAUGACUUGCCCUGGCAUCCAGCUGAGGAUGGCCACAGUCAUGCCUGUAGGAAAUGUGAGUGUCAUGGGCAUGCCCACAGCUGCCACUUUGACAUGGCCGUGUACCUGGCAUCUGGCAACAUGAGUGGAGGUGUGUGUGAUGGAUGUCAGCACAAUACAGCUGGGCGCCACUGUGAAUUCUGUCGGCCCUUCUUCUACCGUGACCCAGUCAAGGACAUGAGAGACCCAGCUGUGUGCCGCCCCUGUGAUUGUGACCCCACGGGCUCCAAAGAUGGUGGUCGUUGUGAUCCCCACGAUGACCCUGCACUGGGGCUGGUCUCAGGGCAGUGUCGCUGCAAAGAACACGUGGUAGGCUCUCGCUGCCAACAGUGCCGUGACGGUUUCUUUGGACUCAGUGCCAGUGACCCUGUAGGCUGCCAGCCGUGUCAGUGUGACGCACGGGGCACAGUUCCAGGACGUACACCUUGUGACCCCAACAGUGGAACCUGUUUCUGCAAGCGCCUAGUGACUGGACGAGGCUGCAGCCGCUGCCUGCCUGGCCACUGGGGCCUGAGCCAUGACCUUCUUGGCUGUCGACCAUGUGACUGUGACGUGGGUGGUGCCUUGGAUCCCCAGUGCAAUGAAGCCACAGGUCAGUGCCGUUGCCGCCAGCACAUGGUGGGACGACGUUGUGAGCAGGUGCAGCCAGGCUACUUCCGGCCUUUCCUGGAUCACCUGACUUGGGAGGCUGAAGACACCCGAGGGCAGGUGCUUGAUGUGGUAGAGCGCCUGGUGACCCCUGGGGGGACCCCAUCCUGGACAGGCCAGGGCUUCGUGAGGCUUCAGCAAGGCCAGGCACUGGAGUUCCAGGUGACUUCUGUGCCAAAAGCCAUGGAGUAUGACCUGCUGCUACGCUUGGAGCCCCAGGUCCCUGAGCAGUGGGCAGAGAUAGAACUGACCUUGCAGCGCCCAGGGCCUGUGUCUGCACACAGCCUGUGCAGACAUGUGCCCGAGGAUGACCACAUCUCGGCAACUCUGCGACCAAAUGCCAGAUAUAUAGUGCUUCCCAGACCUGUCUGCCUUGAGCCUGGAAUCUCUUACAAGCUACAUCUGAAGCUGGUGCGAACGGGAGGAAGUACCCAGCCUGAAGCCCCCUACUCUAGACCCAGCCUACUUAUUGACUCGCUGGUGCUGUUGCCCCGCGUCCUGACACUAGAGAUGUUCAGUGGGGGCGAUUCUGCUGCCUUGGAGCGCCGUGCCAUCUUUGAACGCUACCGCUGCCAUGAGGAGGGUCUGGUGACCAGCAAGACCCUUCCCUCAGAGGCCUGUGCCCCCCUCCUCAUCAGCCUAUCUGCCUUGCUCUACAAUGGUGCCCUGCCCUGCCAGUGCGACCCCCAGGGCUCACUGAGUUCCGAGUGCAAUCCCCAUGGUGGUCAGUGUCGGUGCAAACCCUCAGUGGUUGGGCGCCGCUGUGACCGCUGUGCCCCUGGCUACUACGGCUUUGGCCCUGCCGGCUGUCAAGCCUGCCAGUGCAGUCCUGAGGGUGCACUCAGUGGUCUGUGUGACGGGACCAGUGGUCAAUGCCCCUGUCGCGCUGGUGCCUUCGGGCUUCGCUGUGACCACUGCCAGCGUGGUCAGUGGGGAUUCCCUCGCUGCCGGCCCUGUGUCUGCAACGGGCAUGCAGAUGAGUGUGACACUCACACGGGUGCUUGCCUGGGCUGCCGUGACCACACGGGGGGCGAGCACUGUGACAGGUGCAUUGCUGGUUUCCACGGGGAUCCGAGGCUGCCAUAUGGGGGACAGUGCCGGCCCUGUCCCUGUCCUGAAGGCCCUGGGAGCCAGCGACACUUUGCUACUUCUUGCCACCGGGAUGGGCACUCCCAGCAGAUAGUGUGCCACUGCAGGGCAGGCUACACAGGACUUCGGUGUGAAGUUUGUGCCCCUGGGCACUUUGGGGAUCCAUCAAGGCCAGGAGGCCGGUGCCAACCAUGUGAAUGCAGUGGGAACAUCGAUCCCAUGGACCCUGGGGCCUGUGACCCCCGCACAGGGCGAUGCCUGCGCUGCUUACAUCACACAGAGGGGCCACACUGUGCCCACUGCAAGCCUGGAUUCCAUGGGCAGGCCGCCCGGCAGAGCUGUCACCGCUGUACCUGCAAUCAGCUCGGCACUGACCCUCAACGGUGUCCAUCCACUGAUCGGUGCCACUGUGACCCAAGCAGUGGGCAGUGCCCAUGCCUUCCCAACGUCCAGGGCCCCAGCUGCGACCGCUGUGCCCCCAGUUUCUGGAACCUUACCAGUGGCCAUGGCUGCCAGCCCUGUGCCUGCCACCCAAGCCGAGCCCGAGGUCCCACAUGUAAUGAGUUCACAGGGCAGUGCCACUGUCGUGCUGGCUUUGGUGGGCGAACCUGUUCUGAGUGUCAAGAGCUCCACUGGGGCGACCCAGGGUUGCAGUGCCGAGCCUGUGAUUGUGACCCUCGUGGAAUAGACUCACCUCAGUGUCACCGCUCCACAGGCCACUGCAGCUGCCGACCAGGCGUGUCUGGUGUGCGCUGUGACCAGUGUGCUCGAGGCUUCUCGGGUGUCUUUCCUGCCUGCUACCCUUGCCACGCUUGCUUUGGGGACUGGGAUCGUGUGGUACAGGACUUGGCUUCUCGUACACGGCGCCUAGAACAGCAGGUGCAGGAGCUGCAGCAGACGGGCGUGCUGGGUACCUUUGAGAGCAGUUUCUGGCACAUGCAGGAGAAGCUGGGCAUUGUGCAGGGCUUUGUGAGUGCCCGUAACACCUCAACUGCAGCCACUGCACUGCUCCUGAAGACCACAGAAGAUCUGCGGCGUGAAAUUGGAGAAGCAACUGAGCACCUGACCCAGUUGGAGGCAGAGCUGACCGAUGUGCAGGAUGAGAACUUCAAUGCCAACCAUGCGCUGAGCAAUCUGGAGCGAGACGGGCUUGCACUUAAUCUUACACUGCGGCAGCUUCACCAGCAUCUGGACCUGAUCAAGCAUUCAAACUUCUUGGGUGCCUAUGAUAGUAUCCGUCAGGCCCAUAGCCUGUCUGUGGAGGCGGAACGUCGUGCCAACACAUCAGCCCUGACAGUGCCCAGUCCUGUGAGCAACUCAGCAGGCAUUCGGCAGCAGACAGAGGCACUGAUGAGUGUCCAGAGGGAGAACUUCAACCGCAGGCACAUGGCCAACCAGCAGGCACUGGACGAGCUCUCUGCCCGUACCCAGACCCUGAGCCUGACGGGCAUAAAUGAACUGGUUUGUGGGUCUCCGGGGGAUGAACCCUGUGCUACAAGCCCUUGUGGGGGUGCUGGCUGUCGGGAUGAAGAUGGGCAGCCCCGCUGCGGGGGCCUAGGCUGCAGCGGCGCAGCGGCCGUGGCAGACCUGGCGCUGGGUCGGGCUCGGCACACACAGGCAGAGCUGCAGCGCGCACUGGAAGGAGGCGGCAGCAUCUUCAGCCAAGUGGCUGAGACCCGUCGCCAGGCGGGUGAAGCACAGCAGCGGGCCCAAGCCGCUCUAGACAAGGCUAAUGCUUCCAGGGGACAAGUGGAACAGGCCAACCAGGAGCUUCGUGAACUUAUCCAGAGCGUGAAGGACUUCCUUAGCCAGGAGGGGGCCAAUCCUGAUAGCAUUGAGAUGGUAGCCACGCGGGUGCUAGAGAUCUCCAUCCCAGCAUCACCCGAGCAGAUCCAGCAUCUGGCGGGCGAGAUUGCAGUGCGGGUCCGGAGCCUGGCAGAUGUGGACACUAUCCUAGCACGAACUGUGGGAGACGUCCGUCGGGCCGAGCAGUUGCUGCAGGAUGCACGACGCGCACGGAACUGGGCUGAGGAUGAAAAACGGAAGACUGAAGUUGUACAAGCAGCACUGGAGGAGGCCCAGCGCGCACAGGGUGUUGCUCAGGGUGCCAUCCAGGGGGCAGUAGCUGACACACAGGACACAGAGCAGACCCUGAAACAGGUACAGGAGAGGAUGGCAGGUGCAGAGAAAGCACUGAGCUCUGCAGGUGAGAGGGCUCAGCAACUGGAUGUUCUCCUGGAGGCUCUAAAAUUGAAACGAGCAGGAAAUAGCCUGGCGGCCUCUAGUGCUGAAGAAACAGCAAACAGUGCCCAGGGUCGUGCCAGGGAAGCUGAGCAGCUGCUUCAGGGCCCAGUAGGUGACAAGUACCAGACAGUGAGGGAUCUGGCUGAGCGCAAGGCCCAGGGUGUGCUGGUCGCUCAGGAGCGGGCAGAGCAGCUGCGGAAUGAGGCUCGGAGCCUGUUGCAGGCUGCUCAGGAUAAGCUGCAGAGGCUGCAAGAGCUGGAGGGCACCUAUGAGGAGAACGAAAGGGCCCUGGAAGGCAAGGCGGCCCAGCUGGACGGGCUGGAGGCCAGAAUGCGAAGCGUGCUUCAAGCCAUCAAUUUGCAAGUCCAGAUCUACAACACCUGCCAGUGAUGCCCACUUGCGAGCUGCCCCACCGCCCUCCCAGCAUGCCUCACCACCUCGGCAGGGGACUGCGCCCGGUCUGGCAAGGCCCCCAAUAAACCUGUGUGACCACCCA